Messenger RNA from Dentiscutata heterogama, 553 nucleotides. NCBI's taxonomy places the organism in Eukaryota, Fungi, Glomeromycota, Glomeromycetes, Diversisporales, Gigasporaceae. The record is from the annotation of a GenBank genome assembly.
UUUACAAGAACUUACAAUAGAUAUUUUAUAUCCACAUCAAUCAAGAGAUAUAAUCAGCGCUAUGAUGAAGACUUGCUCAAAUAUCAAAUACUUGGCUCUUCAUAUCAAACAAAUUGAUACUACCGAUGAAUUUAAUAAAUGUGAAUUUUUUCCUGAAUCUUUAACUUAUUUAGAUUUAGAUUCUUAUAUUACUCCAAAAGAAUUAGAACUUUUAUUAAGAUCUACUACUCAUAUUAAUUUUAAAAAAGUUGGUUUAAAUUCUACUAAAGGGAUUACCGAUGAACAUUUACAUAUUUUAAUGAAAUAUUCCGAAUUUUACAAAAGUCUUGAAGAAGUUACUUAUGAUAGAUGGGUGGUUCAACAUAUGAAUAGGUUUGAUAGAUUUGAUAGAAGGAUGAUGUUUACUUGUAAUAAUGGUUUAAAAUUUUCAGAAUUAUCGAAUGAAAAGAUGGAAAAAGCUGGAAGAUUUAUUAAGGUUAUUAGAAGGGAACAAUUUUUACCUUUUGAAAAUCCUUUAACAAAAUAUCAUGAUUAUAAAUUACCUUGGGAAUAG